Molecule: messenger RNA, 2795 nt
Organism: Monopterus albus (swamp eel)
Lineage: Eukaryota; Metazoa; Chordata; Actinopteri; Synbranchiformes; Synbranchidae
Gene: trmt1l
Product: tRNA methyltransferase 1-like
Exons: 16
Coding region: 421-2460 (679 amino acids)
Biological process (GO): tRNA N2-guanine methylation
Cellular component (GO): nucleus
Molecular function (GO): RNA binding; tRNA (guanine) methyltransferase activity
Source: RefSeq, a predicted model, not a curated record
AUUUCUGUCCUCCCAAAUUUCUGUGCCUACCGUCCAUAGGAAAAACUACGCCCUUGGUCUGUGGUCAUUUUGUACGUGUUAACUGAGCUCUAUGACUUUCAAACAAGACAUUUUAGCAGACCUACAUGGGCUCGGGCCCCUGGGCCUUUGCCGGAGCCCCCUUUGGUUAUCUGCACACCUGCAUUUAUGACGCUCUGCUACCACCGUGUAAACACAUACAUAAAACUUAUAAUUUAAUUUUUUUCUUAUACCGUUACGCAGCUGUAAGUAAGUGUUUAAACGUUUAAUCUUAACUAACGGGUUUUUUUUUGCCGUCGAAAUUUCCGUACCAUUCACUACCCAACUUACGUUGAUAAACCGCGUACUUUACGUAAAUUCCUUAGGAGAUGACGUUUCCUACGAGUGUCGCCGUAGUUGGUAAUGGCGCAGCUCGAAGAGGCGGAUGCUGCUCAGCUACACCUGGAGGACGUCGAUGUCAAACCUGCUGAUGGUGGACCUGUGCCGUCAGCUGGUGGAGCUGCCAAACAGGAGGUGAAGGAUGAAGCUGCUGCAGAUAACGAUGCCAAACCCUCCAUCACAACUACUGAGAGGCACAUCUCCAUCCAGACUAAGCUGGAGGGCCUCGAGAUGCUGGUUGACCUCAACGGUGCGGGGCGAAAGUCAUGUCCUCUGUGUCCGGAGGAGAAGUUUAAAGCCUGCUACAGCCACAAACUUCGUCGACACCUGCAGAACCUGCACUGGAAAGUUUACGUGGAGUUUGAAGGCCAGAGGAUGUGCAUCUGCCACCUGCCCUGCAGACACCUGAAGCCCAGCCUCAGUGGAGAUCAGGCGUCAGGGAGACACAUGGCUCACUAUCACUGUGUGGUGUGUUCUGCCACCAUCGCCCGAAAGACGGACAUGAUCAGCCACCUGAAACGUCACGUCAACAAAGGAGAGACUGAGGCCAGCUACUCCGUUAGCUCCGACGUCUCGUUUGAAGAGCCAGCAGCUCUGUCGGGCCAGGCAUAUGAGAUCAUGAAGGAACUCGGAACAAACGUCCAGCUCCUCCCGAACUACACCACCCCGCAGAAGAGCGACACCUACUUCAACCGCAAGAUGAAGACCAACAGGAAGCUGGUGUUUUGUUCGCUGGCCGUUCUGGCUGAAGAGAGACACCCGCUCGAGUGUCUGGAUGCCUUCGGAGCCACAGGGAUCAUGGGCCUCCAGUGGGCGAAGCACCUCUGUAGCGCAGUCAGAGUGACCAUAACAGAUAUCAGCGACGCAUGCGUCAAAAUGAUUAAAGAGAACUGCAAGCUAAACCACAUCCGUGCAGAGGGAGGUACACGUGGCUCCCGGGGGCCUGACGCUGCCAGCGGGGACAUCGAGAAAGAUCCCAUCGCCACGGUGGAGGUCGCCAAGAUGGACGCCAACGUCAUCAUGCACCUGCGGCCUUUUGAUUAUAUCCACUUGGAUCCGUUUGGUACGGCUGUGAACUACCUGGACGCCGCCUUCAGAAAUGUCCGUAACCUGGGCAUCAUCUCUGUGACGUCCACAGACACCAGCUCCCUGUACGCCAAGUCUCCCAACGUCACCCUGCGUCACUACGGCUGCCACAUCGUACGCACUGAGUACUACAAAGAGCUGGCUGCACGCAUGGUAGUCGCCACUGUGGCCAGAGCGGCGGCACGCUGUAACAAAGGCAUUGAGGUGCUGCUGGCUGUGGCGCUGGAACAUUUCGUCCUGGUGGUGGUAAGAGUCCUCAGAGGUCCCACGCAGGCUGACGAGUCGGCCAAGAAGUUGAGAAAGCUGGUCCACUGUCAGUGGUGUGAGGCGAGAGUCUUCCUCAAGCUAGGAAACAUGGUGGAUGACACACUGCCCUGUAACUGUCAUGGACGUCUGCCUGGAAAGACAGCAGUGCUGCUGGGACCGUUAUGGUCUGGUCCUCUGUUUAACACGGGCUUCCUGCGGGGGAUGCUGUCAGCAGCGGUGCAGCACAGUAUGGACGACAUCCAGCCGCUCGUCAAGACUCUGAUCUGCGAGUCAGAGUGCACCACCCUCAAGUCUUUGGUCCACGGGCCAUCAGCUCUCACCAGCCAGGUGGAGUGUGGAGUCGUCAUCAGGACCCUACAGAGCGGCGAGGAGUCUGGUCCUGCUGAUCAGUGCGGUAAGAGGAAGACUGGGGACGAGUCUGGGAAUGUAGUGAAGAAGCUGAAGCCUGACACAUCUCUGGAACAUCCGCCGUUCUACUACAGCAUCCACCGCCACAGCAUCCGAGGCAUGAACAUGCCCAAGUUGAACAAGUUUCUGCAGUUCCUGAUGGAGGCUGGCUUCAGGGUGAGCCGGACUCACUUUGACCCGACGGGGGUUCGAACCGACGCCACGCUGGAGCAGUUUAAAUCGGUCCUGACCAAGUACAGCGUCCCCACGUGCACUAAGGCCACCGCUACUCAGACGAGUGUGAGCACAGAGACGACUGCGUGAGCAGACCAAGCAGGCCCAGGUCAGUUCACACUCCUGAGCAUGAGAGUGUUGGGUCGCUGGUUUGGCUCGGUUUGACUCCGCCUCUGCAGCUUCUCCAAACCUAAACAAAGUUCUGACUGCACUGAUUUCUAAAAAGCACACCGCGUUCGCCAUGGUUGUGUAAGUAUAAACACUUGACCAAAUAAAACGUGGAUUUUUGCAAGACAAACAGCACAGACGAGCCAAUUUAUAAUCUGUUUCUCUAUGUGUUAUAGAUUUCUCUUGAAAAUCCUUCUGGUACAAGUAGCUUUUCUUUUUUUAGCUGAUUUAUUGCCUUAUUGUUUUGCUUGUAUUAU